Molecule: messenger RNA, 1568 nt
Organism: Amphiprion ocellaris (clown anemonefish)
Lineage: Eukaryota; Metazoa; Chordata; Actinopteri; Pomacentridae
Product: dual specificity protein phosphatase 13-like
Exons: 3
Coding region: 385-1038 (217 amino acids)
Biological process (GO): negative regulation of MAPK cascade; protein dephosphorylation
Cellular component (GO): cytoplasm
Molecular function (GO): MAP kinase phosphatase activity; protein tyrosine/serine/threonine phosphatase activity
Source: RefSeq, a predicted model, not a curated record
AAGAAGAUCUGGUGGGAUCAUUCAGGGCUGCUGCUUUAAACACACUGACAUCUGCUGGCCACGCUGGAGAUACUACAACUACAGGUAACGUGUCUCCUGGACCAUAAAAAAUGGCACAUUUUUAUGGUUUGACUUGAAUUUGACAAAAUUAAGAAAAAAGAAAAAAAAAGAAUAGUGGUAGUUUUCAAACCAGUUACAUAAUUGUAAACCCAUUUCCAUGCAUGAGAGUGUGGCUGAGUGUUGUGCCAAAGUGCACCACCUGUUUUAGGCAGUCAGAGGCUGAGUGAAUUGGAACUGCAGCUGAAACAAAUUAAAGGCAACAGACGGCAGCAUGAUUUAGUUUUAGGGAAUGAACAGUUCAGUAUACACGCUGUAAACUCAGCAAUGACAGACAGAAAAUCAACCUCGUGUGCUGUUACAGGAGUGAAAUGUGAUACUGAGCACAGGAAAGUGAGUGACCAACAAGAGGAGGAAAAGCACACAUGUGCAACAGGAGAUACAAAGAGGACGUGGAAGAUCCCGUCCCUCCAGGAGCUGGAAGAAGUUUUGCAUUCAGCUUCACGCUCCUGUCGCCAUGGAGAUGAGGUGUGGCCGAAUCUGUAUCUGGGUGACAUGUUUAUGUCUCAUGACAAGUUUGGCCUGUACCAGCUGGGCAUCACUCAUGUGCUGAACGCCUCGCAUGGUAAACUCUGCUGUAAGGGCAGCGAUGAUUUCUACGGAACCACAGUUAAAUACUACGGAGUCCCCGCCAAUGACCUGCCUACAUUUGACCUUUCACCUUUCUUCUACCCCGCUGCUGAGUUUAUUCACCAGGCUUUGACGUCAGGAGGGAAGGUUCUUGUGCACUGUGCUGUGGGUGUGAGCCGGUCAGCUGCUUUGGUCUUAGCCUAUCUGAUGAUUCAUCAUCGCCUCAGCCUUCUGUCCUCUGUACACUGUGUGCAACAAAAGCGCUGGAUUUUCCCUAACCGUGGCUUCCUGCGACAGCUUAUAGGAUUAGACCGAAAACUGCAGGAUGAAGCAUUAAAUGGAUCAAAAUAGCACUAACUAAGGAGCAAUCCUGCAUAAUGAAUCCAUACGAGUGUUCUCAUUUAGUUGACAAAAGUUACCCACCUUCAUUUGUACCCUUUACUGUAUGCAUAAACUAAUGUGUCCACCUUCCCUUGCUAUGACCUCAGUGGAGACCCUGUCUUUACCCUUGGGCCCUUUGGCAUCAAUGAACAGGCUAAUCAAUGGGACAACAACAUUAAAUAACUCUACAUCCAGUCACAGAGAACACACUGGACACAGAGAGCUAAUUUUGGAGCCAAGCAACGUUCAAGCAGCCACCUGCUCUUGCCUCUCACUGAGCUGCAGAUUCUGGCGGUGAAGGGACGGAGGCGGCGGCAGCAGCAGCAGCAGCAGCAGCAGCAGAAGCAGAGCGAGAGGGUCUGCUGAAGGAGCACAGUGUGACCGGGGGAGAAUGUCAGGGAGCAAGCAGCUACAGGACCUGGCACUCAUUAAAGAACUGGAGCUCAUCUUGGACUCCUGCACUCUGGAGCUCACACCGGUGGAUGAAGUCUGGCCCAACC